Trichoplusia ni (cabbage looper) is the source of this 928-nucleotide messenger RNA. RefSeq names its product zinc finger protein 668 (gene Prdm13). The record is from RefSeq and is a predicted model, not a curated record. Gene Ontology annotation, biological process: regulation of transcription by RNA polymerase II. Gene Ontology annotation, molecular function: RNA polymerase II cis-regulatory region sequence-specific DNA binding; DNA-binding transcription factor activity, RNA polymerase II-specific. The transcript has a single exon. Lineage: Eukaryota; Metazoa; Arthropoda; Insecta; Lepidoptera; Noctuidae. Bases 1 to 780 code for a protein of 259 amino acids. Gene Ontology annotation, cellular component: nucleus.
AUGACGAGGAUUCGUCGUACUGUGCAGGUGUACAUGGAGUUGGACAGCUCCGGGCGGCUGCGCGCGGUGGGCGGGUCCCCGGCGCGGCUGUGCGCGCGCGCGCGCCUGGCGCCGCACGCGGGCGCGGCCUCGGCCUCGCUGCAGCUGGCGUCGGCGCCGCUGCUGCAGCUGCGCGUGGCGGCCGCGCUGGCGCCGCACGCCGAGCUGCUGCUGUGGUUCUCGGGCGCCGCGCUGGCCGCGCUCCGCAUGCCGCACCUCACGCCGCGCAACAUCCGCGCGCGCCGCGACUACGCCUGCCACCGCUGCGGCGCCGCCUUCGCCGACCCCAACCCGCUCAAGAUACACCUGUUCCUGGACUGCGCGCCCUACGAGCCGCGCGCCUUCUGGCGGCUGGCGGCGGAGCGCCUGCGGGCCGCGGCCCCGGCGCCCGCCCCGCCGCCGGGCCCCGCCGAGCUCGAGGCCCUGGCCACCGCGUGGGGCCGCUCGCACGACGGCCACCGCUGCCUGUACUGCGGCAAGCUGUACUCGCGGCGCUACGGCCUGAAGAUCCACAUCCGCACGCACACGGGCUACCGGCCGCUGCGCUGCCGCUACUGCUCGCGCGCGUUCGGCGACCCCAGCAACCUCAACAAGCACGUGCGGCUGCACGCGGCGGGCGGGCGGGCGACGGCCGCGCGCUACUCGUGCGACGCGUGCGGCCGCGCGCUGGCCCGCCGCCGCGACCUGGAGCGACACGCGCGCACUCACACUCUCUCACACUCGCUCACACAGGGACAAUGAAACGCGCAGUAGGUGUAAGUUAUUUAUUACGUGGCCUACUGGCCGGCCACCUUGGCGGCGAUACGCUUGUCGCGCUCCUCCGCGAUGGUGAGGCGCACUCCCUUGCCGCGCGGGAGAGAGAUGUAUGCCUUCGUGCCCUUGCCGAUGA